AUAGGGUACUUAUGUCUAAUACUAUAUUUACUAUUGAGUGUAAUCUGUGGAGUUUGUAAUAAAAAAAACAUUAUUGAAUUUAAUUAUUAAUAGAACAUUAUUCAAAUUAUUAAAAGCCAAACCGGAUAAAGCAAAAUCAAGGAUAAGUAAACGACAAGUAAUUUAACAUGCUUAUAUAAAAAUUGAACUUUAUAACAAUCAUUGGAAAUUAAGAUGCCUUUAAAAUAAAGUUCCACUGGUUAUUGACUAAUUUAUAGCCAUUAGGUAGAAUUACAUUAAAACACUAUGUUUCAAAUAAAGUUAUUAACCAAACCUGCUAUAGUAGGUGCUCGAUAUAUGAAACGAUUGUCACCGAAAGCUAAUACAGCUUUCGAUUCAUUAAAUUACUGUGCUGACAUUGUAAGACAGUAUGAUUAUGAGAACUAUUUGGCAACUCUUCUUUUGACAAAAGCUAUACGCUCACCAGCAUUGGUAAUAAGAGCAUUCAAUGUAGAAGUUGCAAGAGUGCAAGAUCAAACAACUGAUCCACAAAUAGCAACAAUGAGGUUGCAAUUUUGGCAAGAUUCCCUCAAUAAAAUAUUUCAAAAAUCUGUGGACAAAUCAACAAUACCUGCCAAUCCUGUUAUUCAACAAUUGUUUAAAGUUUGUCAAAGUUAUAAAUUACCCCAAAGGUAUUUAGAACGAUUAAUUACAUCUAGAAGCAAUAUAUUAAAAACCAAAUACUUUAGAACAAUUGAAGAUAUAGAGAAGCACUCUGAAAAUUCAGUGUCAUCAAUUUACUAUCUACUACUAAGCGUAGCUGGAAUAACUAAUGUGCAUGUAGAUCAUGCUGCCUCACAUUUAGGGAAAUCUCAAGGACUAGCGAAUAUACUAAGGUCCAUCCAUGUGUCUAACCAUCACAAGAUGGUAACAUUACCAAUGGACAUUUUAAUGAAAUAUAAAAUAAGUCAAGAAUCAAUAUUAAGAGGAAUUGAUAAUGAAGCUAUGCGUAAUGUUGUUUUUGAAGUAGCAAGUAGGGCAAACAGCCAUUUGCAAAAAGCUAGAGCUAUAGAAAUACCAAAAAUUGCAAACCAGAUUUUCCUACCAGCAAUUGGUGUCGAAAUUUAUCUAACAAAAUUGCAGAAAAAUCAUUUUAACAUAUAUGAUACUUCAUUACAAAAGAGGAACUCUACUUUACCAUUUAGUUUAUAUUUUAAGAGGCUUCUUAAUAAAUAUUAGGAAAAUAAUUACAGAAAUGUUACAUUGGGUUGAAUAUUAUUUUAAAGAUGUGUAAAAGCAUGUUAGUAAUAUUUUAAUCAUAAUUGAUUUGUAAAAUUAAUUGAUUAAUCAAGCAAGCAAUACUAUGUGCAUAAUUUAUUUAUUUUCCUUGUAUUUUCUAAUGUAGAUUCUGUAGAAAUAAUUUUCGUAAAAAAAAAAUAGACAGGUGUUGCAGUGAAUAAAACAAUUUUAGAAACAA
This is a messenger RNA of Pieris napi, 1456 nucleotides long. RefSeq names its product NADH dehydrogenase (ubiquinone) complex I, assembly factor 6 homolog (gene sicily). Gene Ontology annotation, biological process: biosynthetic process. The transcript is spliced from 5 exons. Lineage: Eukaryota; Metazoa; Arthropoda; Insecta; Lepidoptera; Pieridae. The record is from RefSeq and is a predicted model, not a curated record. The coding region runs from base 286 to 1218 and encodes 310 amino acids.